CGAUGUGCAGCUUCCUUCCUCUGCUUUUGAUCCGUGUUGCUGCACCAUUUGGCAAUGUUUAAAAUAAUUGUGCCCAGCAAAAAAAUCUUCCUGUGUUCUUGUCGUCUUCUAGUGCUUGCAGAUGACUCGGCGUUGUUUCUACAUUCUUCCAAGACAUUCCAGCUUAUGAACAGAAGACAACGUUGAUUUUUUGCAGUAUAUAAAGACAGACCAUGCAUCAGUGACCGGCCUUCUCCAUAGGCAAACCAACACGCACGCGCAGAUGGAUUACAACAUGAAGCUUCUGCUGAAUCGAUUCUGCCUGUUUCUGCUACUGUCAUAUCACUUCCUCCUCUCUCUGAAUGCAGCAGCUCCUCUCUCAAGAAGCCUUGCAUUGAGAAACCAAGAUGAAGCAGCAGUGGUGGUUUCAGAACAGACUCUGGCAAGGAUGGAGAUUGAGGUCAACGACUACCCGGGUUCUGGGGCAAACAGCCGCCAUGAUCCCAGGAACCCUGGAAAACCUUAAAUUUUAACAUUCUUAAAUAUCCUUUUGAUUUUGCAGUGUAUAUCCUUUUGAAUGUACCACCAGCCUUGUAACUUGUAAGAGUCAUGCAAGAUUAAUCCUGCAAUGCUCAAGUAUUACCUUCUUAUCUCAGUCUGUA
Zingiber officinale is the source of this 641-nucleotide messenger RNA. RefSeq lists its product as uncharacterized. The transcript has 2 exons. Lineage: Eukaryota; Viridiplantae; Streptophyta; Magnoliopsida; Zingiberales; Zingiberaceae. The record is from RefSeq and is a predicted model, not a curated record. The coding region runs from base 263 to 505 and encodes 80 amino acids.